Molecule: messenger RNA, 5256 nt
Organism: Fulvia fulva
Lineage: Eukaryota; Fungi; Ascomycota; Dothideomycetes; Mycosphaerellales; Mycosphaerellaceae
Exons: 2
Coding region: 1-5256 (1751 amino acids)
Source: RefSeq, a predicted model, not a curated record
AUGCCCCCACCAAAGUCGAAGAAGACGCCCGACAAACAGGUCGAUCUUGGAGCGAAGCUAGCAAAGAAGAGGUCGCAGGACUUCAAGGACAAGAUUCAAGGAUGGAACCAGGCUGGUGGAGGCAUUCUUCAGCAGCAGAAUGAGGUCGUUGUGAUUGAGGAGCGUGAGCCGGAUCCUCCGAAAUCAUCCAGGAAGAGUCAGCCCAAGGAUGAUGUCGUCCAGAUCGUGGUGGAGACAGAAUCCACUGUUGCAGGCGCAGAAGCAGUGGCGGUAGACACCAAGGAAGUGAGAACAACCACUCCGAAGACUCCAGCUACGCCGGGCAAGGGCACGCCGAAGACGACAGGAACCAAAAAGGCAGGCCGAGAUGUGGACGUCAAUCGAGGUGCAUGGGUGCGGCGGAAAAGCAAGCCGCAGGUUCCAGAAGCGCCAGCAGAGGUCAAGCAUGUGGGCACGCCGAAGAAGCGUGUCGUUAGUGACGGACACUGGCGUCGCGACAAGGCCCCGAAGAAAGAAGAGUCUGCUGAGGAGGAGGAUGAUGAGGAAGAUUUGACACCCAAACCGAUCAUUAUCCGAAAGAGUCAUGUCAACGUUGGUCUGCGAGUUCCGCCAUCACAUCAGGACUUUGCCGAGUCAGAACCGGAACCGGAGCCUGUGCUCAGGCGGCCGUUGAGGCAGUCGCAAUCGAGGUCCAGGUCGAGGUCGCGAGAUGGUCGUGGUGCAACACCAGACUAUGAGACAUCUGGCACGAAAGUCUACAUCAAGCGACGGAGGAGGUCACGGCCCAUCGACACCUCCGAAAGCAGCUUCACAGCACCGUCAUCAGUCGACAAGCCAAGUACUGCCACGGACAUCACAACGCCGAGCUCUUCGCCACCGAACAAGAUGAACAGACCAGUCUCUGAGCCACGUCUACGAAAGAGCAAGAGUGGCGAAGAUGCACCAAGACCCAAAUCAGCCCAUCAAUCGGCUCGCGAUGCGGAUGGCCAAAGGAUCACGAGUGCCAGCAAGCGCUACACAGACAGUCCGACUGACCGUGAUGCACCAAGACGAAAGCCUUCGACCACAGCCGAAGCAUAUGCCAGGAGGAUCACGGAACCGCUCAAGAAGGCCGCACCUCCAGUGGCUGCGGUGGUAGCACCGAAGGUUCAUGGCAAUCGUAUCGAAGGCUGGCUAAACAAUAUGCCAGAUCCGUUCACGGAGUCGAGGCAAUCUUCACUCACCCCAGAGCCUCUAGAGAUCUCGAAGAAGAAAUCACGACGACGCUUAUCAUCCGAGCCAGAAGACUCUGCCAAGGAGGAGGCUCGCAAGAGUAGCGAGCGGAGACGACUCGCUCGUCAAGAGGCAGCGUCGCGCGAUACGAGCGGCAAACACUCUCAAGCCACGGAGGACGACUUCAUCUCACCCUCUAGCACGCCUACCUUGAAGAGACGUGGCGCUCGACGGAAAUCACUCUCGCCAGUCAAAGGCCAGCGCAGCCGUGAGUUCACCCCGACCAAGGACGAUGCUGUCAUGAGCGGAGCACUUCCUGCAGCUUCAGCGAGUACAUCGAGGACCACAUCUACAGCAACCCACAACGAUCGCUUUCGCAUCCCAAGUGGUGCCAGGCCGUUGUCCACAAUCUUGUCUGUUGAUUCUGCCCCGCCUCCUCGAAGAGAUCCAUCGAAACGUCACCGUCACGCGUAUUCUGAUGACGCAACGUCUAUUGCAGACGGAAGCACACUGUCACGGGCUAGUGAUGGUGAUAGUCCUAUGAGAAAGGGCUCAGGUCUCAAGCGCAGGGCGACGAAGCAUGACGAUCUCAUGUCGGUACUGUCCAUGUCUAGAGACGACUCUCAUCCUAUCAAGUCUGCCAGAAGUGUCCGUGCGAGCCGGAGAGUCAGACCCACAGGCAACUCUGCUACCGUUGCAGAUCUUAUGAACGAACUGUCUGCCGACGAACUGAAGUACCAACGGGAGCUGCGAACGCUAGUUGACGGGGUCAUACCGGUAUUGCUCCAGCAUGCACUUUCCAGUAACGAACCUGCGCCACGCUCUCGCGUCUUCAGUCGUCCUGCGAACGAUACCACGCCUAUCGUCAAUAUGGGCGUUGCGCUUGAACGACUCAAGAACACACACAAAUGGAUACCCAUGCAUGAACCCACCGAACUUCUGACAUGGGCAGAUGGUGCUUCCAAAGUCUAUGUUGACUAUCUCAAAGCAUGGCGCAUGGGGUUCAAGGACAUUGUUGUAAACCUGGCGCCAGCGGAGCAAGACUCCAACAAAGACGGUGCUCCUGCCUGGGACGAUGGUCUACCACGAGACAAGAAUGGCGAUCUUGUGGAUGCUGCUGGGGAGCGUGUUGACGUCGCGCAUCUGUUGAAGCGGCCUUUGGUACGCAUUAAACACUUGGCGAAGAUUCUGGCUGGCAUCAGUCAACUUCAACCAUCCGCCAGCGCCGAGGAUAUGACCGCCAAAUACCAGAAGCUCAUACUGGAUGCCAAGGCGCGAGUGAACGAGGAGCAAGCUCGACUUGAGGAUGAAGCAGCAGCCAGCAUUGAUCCCACUCGUGCUCGCGACCCGCGCAGUCUGGCACCGAUCACUGGAGUGAGCAUAGACCCAACGAGAUCAGUCAGAGCAAGAGAUUAUUUCGACAUGGACCUGGUGCAUUCAAGUGGUCAGCAGCUCGGCUGCAAGAUCGAAAUUAUCUACAGAGACGACGCACCCGAUCGCGGCAAGGCUGGAGACCUUCUCUUCUGCGAGGUGUCAACUUCUGGCAGGUGGCUGCUCUUCCCACCGAUUCCGCACUCUCUGGUCUCCGCUCGUCAAGGCGACAAGCCCAGCGAGCUAGUGGUGAUGGUUCGCGGGUUCUUGUCCAACGCACGACAGUGGCGAGAAGUCCUUUCGCUACGCACCGAAGACGAUGCAACCGGCGCCGACUGGCUGCAGAUGCUUGGCUCAACCCCAAUGCCUCCAAGGUUGACUAGACGGUCGAGUUAUAAUAUGUUCAAGGAAGUUCGCCUUCCCACAGCAGAAAAGAGGGAACCUGUAAUUCACGAGUCAGCCGAAACGCCUGACAAGUCCAGGGACCCCUCUCCGCGCGAGAUCGAGGUGCCCAUUGGAGAACAAGCCAAAGCUGCGUCCAGAAUCUGGGAUGGCAGCGAAGUCAACAGUGUGUGGGACGAUGAUACGCCUACACGACUACGACGGGCCAAGGCAAAGAGAUACCAUAGCACUAUCGCUGUCUCAACCGCAGACGGUCAUCUCGAUGGCAAGGAUGAUGCUGAUCGACCUGCUUAUUAUUACGACAGACCACAUGCGCCCGAACAGACCGCCAAACGCCCGGUGUCUAGCUAUUCGAGAUCAAAAUCAGACUGGAUGACGUCUUCCACCACUACCGGCUCUGAUGGCUACAGUGUAUGGCUACCAUCUUCCGGUCGUGAUAGAUACUCUGAUGAAGAAAACAUAGACGAUGAGCCUGAUCUUGCCCGCAAGCCAAGCAAGCGCCCAAGUAUGCACCGAAGAACAUCGUCUGUGCCUUCUAUGGAUAUGCCAUCAAUACCGAAGCUACGCAAGGCGAGCGAGUCGCGCCCUCCUCGCCCGGAAAGUCCUUCCUCGGACAGAGAUGGUCUUCCCUCGCAACAAAGAGCAGCAGCGGAGCGCGACGCAGAGCCUUCGUCAGCACCGGCUAAACUGCAGAAGCGACGCCUGUCUAUGUCUGGACCUGCUCGAGCUGCUGAGCCAGACAAGCCUCCACCUCCACCAAAACAUCGCCCAUUGUCGCUCGGGUUGAAAUCGAUGUCCUUCACUCCGGCAUUCUUAAAGAAGAAUCGUCGACCGUCGUCACCACUCAAGCAUGAAUACGAACCAUCUACAGCUUCGGACUCGCUCUCUGACAGUGACUAUUCUGAUUAUGACGACGACUAUUCUAUAACCUCAGAGUCCACGGUCGACGAAGAAGGUACAAUGGACGAGGCUGUAUCGACUGUUGGCGACCUCAAGGCUUUCCACGACUACAAUACCAGAGGCAUGGAUAAACGACCGUCUCCUCCGCCCGCUUCUGUGCCGACGCUCCCUGCGACAAGCCUGGCGCCUUCGGAAUCUGCUUCACAGGCUCCUUACAGAGCUGUUCCACCGACAGCCGCUGCGCCCGUUAAAACUGUCGCCUCGAUCUUCGCGUGGGCAGAAAGCGGGUCGUGGGACAGCCUGCAUCCUGAGGAGUGUCAGAUAUUCAUCACACCUGGUCUUAUCGAAGCAUUCGACCUGACACAAGCUAAUUCAGUAUCACUGUCGGCUGAUGGCGAGAACUCUACUCCAUCUUCGAGGGGGAUAAAGCCGCUGGUCGCGCUCGAGCUUACUCCACUGGUGCCGCUUCGACGAGGAACUGCCGUGGAUAUCUCCAUACGCUCGCCACCCACAUCAAACUCCCUACUGAGGACGGGCGCAAACGUCAUGUUCCGUUCCAGAAGCCCAGACGAGUGCGAGAAGCUGUACGGACUGCUCAAUCGAGCUCGCAUUGACAAUCCGACCUACAUCGCCCUGCAGAAUGCGAGAGGACCGCAGAACCAAAGCAACUGGUCCGAGGUUAUGGAUCGCAGGAACAACUUACGCACGACAGGCAAAUCAUGGUGGAAUCUUGGAUCAAAGAAGAGCAGCUCUUACCGCUCGAAUGGAAGUCGGCCCUUGUCAAUCGCUGCCACUGAGUCCUCUGUCGGUACUAUGAACAGUGCCUUCUCUGCUCUUCGUCGCUUCAGUGGAAGCAGCAGGAUCUUCAACAUCGCCAAGAGCACAAUUACCUCCCGUGAAGGCACACGAAGCACGCAAAGCGAGUCUCUAUCGUCCGGCACUGCCACGCCAGUCGUUCCCCUUGACCCAAGCCUUGGUACUCCGGUCGGCAUCACGAACGCCAAAGUACGACUGUACUUGAGAGAGACGGCAGGAAAGUGGCGCGAUCUUGGCUCUGCACGCCUGGCUGUCAUGCUGCCGCCUCGACCUGACCCUUCGAUUCCAGCCAACCCAAAGACGACAGGGCUGGAAAAGCGCAUCCUUGUCUAUGGUAAGAGCAAAGGCGAGGUCUUGCUUGACGUCACUCUGGGGGAGACGGCGUUCGAGCGCAUUGCUCGCACUGGUAUCGCGGUCAGCGUCUAUGAAGAGACUGAUCAGGUUGGCGCCGUUGGCGGCGUGGUCAUGGCCAAGACGACUGUUUAUAUGAUACAGAUGAAAUCGGAACGCGACGCUGCAUAUACUUUUGGCCUAGUCGGCAAGCUUCGCUAUUAA